Messenger RNA from Pseudomyrmex gracilis, 1253 nucleotides. It is a transcript of the gene Rtc1, whose product is annotated as RNA 3'-terminal phosphate cyclase-like protein. Gene Ontology annotation, cellular component: nucleolus. The record is from RefSeq and is a predicted model, not a curated record. NCBI's taxonomy places the organism in Eukaryota, Metazoa, Arthropoda, Insecta, Hymenoptera, Formicidae. Bases 69 to 1193 code for a protein of 374 amino acids. Gene Ontology annotation, biological process: endonucleolytic cleavage of tricistronic rRNA transcript (SSU-rRNA, 5.8S rRNA, LSU-rRNA); ribosome biogenesis. Gene Ontology annotation, molecular function: RNA endonuclease activity. The transcript has 7 exons.
CCACCGAUAUCUGCUGAUAUCCACGUGUUUGGUUAUGUGAUCUGUAUGUUUACGCAAGGUUAAACAAAAUGCCAGCUAAAGUACAUAAUAAAAUACUCAUAUACGAAGGUAGCAACUUUCUAAGAUACCGUUUAAUAUUAUCCACAUUAUCUGGAAAAUCAGUAAAAAUCACAAAUAUUCGAUCGAACGAUGAUGAUCCUGGUCUUAGAGAAUACGAGAUCAGUUUUAUUCGCUUGUUGGAUAAAAUGACUAAUGGCACAAAAAUCGAGUUAAAUGAAACUGGAACCAAUUUGUAUUAUCAACCUGGUUUAUUAAAUGGUGGUGAAUUGGAACACGACUGUAGCCUGCAAAGAGGUAUUGGUUAUUACUUGGAAGGAAUUAUGAUACUUGCUCCAUUCUGCAAAAAUCAGCUUAAUCUCAAACUCAGAGGAAUAACCAACAACACUACAGAUCCUUCAGUGGACAGAAUUCAGACUGCCGGUAUACCAAUAUUAAAGAAAUUUUUAGCUGGUGACAAUGAAGUUGUAUUAACCACUCGCAAGAGAGGAGCAGCACCUCUGGGAGGUGGCGAAGUACACUUUCAAUGUCCCAUUAGUCGUUAUUUGAGAACACUUCAGUUUGAAGACAGUGGAAUGGUGAAACGUAUCAGAGGUACUGCGUGCAGCAUAAGAGUUUCUCCGACAAUAGCCAAUCGCAUUGUUGAGUCGGCAAAGGGUGUUCUUCUCAACUUUAUACCAGACAUAUAUAUUUAUACGGAUCACUGUAAAGGAGCGAACAGUGGCAAAUCUCCAGGUUUUGGAGUUACUUUGGUAGCAGAGACGACCAAGGACGUGUUCUUCGGUGGACAAGCAUUUUCGCCAGUAAUGACAACGGGAUCAUUGCCCUGUAUACCUGAGGAUAUCGGCAAAGAAGCCGCAAUGAGACUUUUAGAUGAAAUUUAUAGAAACGGAUGUAUAGAUUCACCGUUUCAAAGUAUGACCGCUGCAUUUAUGGCUCUUGGCAAAAAGGACGUUUGCAAAGUUACAGUAGGACCGUUAACUCCAGCGGCGAUACAAUUCUUGCGCGACUUGCGUGACUUCUUCGGAGUGGUUUUCAAGAUAGAACCGGUUAAAGAGGAAGACGAAAUAUUGCCCCAAGUGCGCUUGACUUGUCUAGGAAUAGGUUACGCUAAUAUAAGCAAACGAACUUUGUAAUGUAAACAUUUGUAAAUAAGACUUGAGUAUUUAUAUUCAAUACAUGAUUUUACAUCAAAA